This is a messenger RNA of Coturnix japonica (Japanese quail), 5335 nucleotides long. RefSeq names its product zinc finger and BTB domain containing 41 (gene ZBTB41). The record is from RefSeq and is a predicted model, not a curated record. Gene Ontology annotation, molecular function: protein binding; RNA polymerase II cis-regulatory region sequence-specific DNA binding; DNA-binding transcription factor activity, RNA polymerase II-specific. Gene Ontology annotation, biological process: regulation of transcription by RNA polymerase II. Lineage: Eukaryota; Metazoa; Chordata; Aves; Galliformes; Phasianidae.
GUGAAUGUUCUAUUACGUAGCAACAAGAUUCAGCACGAAUAGGUACUGGAAUAAAAAGGAUUCAUACGGUUACAUUUAACCUGUACCAUUUUAACUGUAGAAGAAUUGCUAUUAGAACCCUGAGGGUGGUGAGCGCAGCACAACGACCGCCACGAGGUGACGAACGCUUGGAGAAUUUCCGCUAUUUUUAUUGCAAGACAACAAGCGGUUCUGGCGUGGCACCCACGGCUGAUGCGCAGCUGCUGCGGAGCGGGACAGCUGCUGGGCCAAGGGUUCGAAUCCCCCUCCUCCCUCAUGGUGCGGAGGAGCCGAGGGCGUAGGAAGCGCUGUAGCCGCUAAAUGACGUUACAGAGAAAAGCCGUUUGUAGCGUGGAAGUUUCAAGCCGUGUGCGCCGGGCAGCUGCUGAAUGAAUGCCGCUGGCUUUGUCACGAUUAUGAAAUUGCUGUUAGGUAUUUUCUCAAGGAGGUCUGGGGCGGAAGCAAGUCUCCACAGGAAUUCUUCGUCAGUCACCUAUGAAGCUCCUGGUUUUAAAGCUGUGCUUCUGCAAUGAAGAAAAGGAGACGGCUCGCAGCAAAUGUAAACGAAAAGGUUCACCUUGGCCAUGAGAAAGUUGCUUCGGAUCAGAUUCUUGUAGUGGACUGUGCCCAGGAAAUUGUCUCCAAGUCUGCAGAAAUAGCUCCCGCAGAUCAACUUGAAUCUGCCCCAGAGCUUUCACCCUCGUCGGAACAAAGGAAGCUCCUCAGCUCCUUACAGUACAACAAAAACCUGCUCAAGUACCUAAAUGACGAUAGGCAGAAGCGUCCCUCAUUUUGUGAUUUACUCAUAAUCGUAGAAGGAAAAGAAUUUAGUGCUCACAAAGUCGUCGUGGCUGUUGGGAGUAGUUAUUUUCACGCCUGCUUAAGCAAAAAUCCAAGCACUGAUGUCGUCACGUUAGAUCACGUAACUCAUUCCGUCUUUCAGCAUUUGUUGGAGUUUCUGUACACCUCCGAGUUCUUUGUAUAUAAAAAUGAAAUUCCGCUGGUGCUGGAAGCGGCAAAGUUUUUAGAUAUUAUAGAUGCAGUGAAGUUACUGAACAACGAAAGUGUUUCUAGCAUACAGUCCGAUGUGGUGACUGACACGCCUACGCCAGUAGAAACACUAACGGAGCUGACUGGUAAACUGUUGAAUAGUCAUCAGUGCACUUUCUGUGGCCGAAGUUUCUGUUACAAGAAGUCUUUAGAAAAUCAUUUGGCUAAAGCCCACAGAUCCCUUUCACUGGAGAGAAAACAUGGGCUAAAAAUGGUUGAGAAAGCAGGCUUUUCCACUCGACGGUCCACGAGAAACCGUAAGUGUCCGGUUAAAUUUGAUGAUAGCGAUAGCGAAAGUGAUGAUGCGUCUGACAGCAACUUGGAGAAAGUCAGCUCUGACAAGGAAACAUCCGAUAGAAGUGAGUUUGAAGACAGCGGAAGUGAAUGCAAUGCUGAUGAAGAAGGACAGGAGGAAGAAAUGUCGGGUGAGGAUUCAGACACCGAAGAGCCAAGUGAAAAAGAGCAAGAUACUGAGGAGGGUUCCGAGGUGGCUGAUUCGGUGGGAAGUAUUCCUGAAGGAUUAGCUCCAGUCAUCAUUCAAAGCAGUAACAAAAAACUGCUGCAGUGUCCCAAGUGUGACAAAAAGUUUGACCGAAUAGGCAAAUAUGAGAGCCAUACACGUGUACACACGGGUGAGAAGCCUUUUGAGUGUGAUAUAUGUCAUCAGCGCUAUUCAACAAAAUCCAACCUUACAGUGCACAGAAAGAAGCACUCGAGUGAUACAGACUUUCAUAAAAAGGAACACAAAUGUCCCUACUGCAAUAAGCUGCAUGCGAGCAAGAAGACGUUAGCAAAACACGUGAAGAGGUUUCAUCCAGAGAAUGUGCAAGAAUUUCUUUCUAUUAAAAAGACCAAGAGUGAAGGUUGGAAAUGCGAUAUUUGCAAGAAGUCCUUCACUCGCAGACCUCAUUUAGAAGAGCAUAUGAUCCUUCACUCUCAGGAUAAACCAUUCAAGUGUACCUACUGUGAAGAGCACUUUAAAUCCAGAUUUGCAAGACUGAAACAUCAAGAAAAAUUCCAUCUCGGGCCUUUUCCCUGUGACAUUUGUGGGCGACAGUUUAAUGAUACAGGAAAUCUGAAACGCCACAUAGAAUGUACUCAUGGAGGAAAGAGAAAAUGGACUUGUUUCAUCUGUGGGAAAUCUGUUAGGGAACGAACGACUUUGAAAGAGCAUCUGAGAAUUCACAGUGGAGAGAAGCCUCAUCUUUGCAGUAUUUGUGGGCAGAGUUUUCGUCACGGAAGCUCUUACAGGCUUCAUCUAAGAGUGCACCAUGAUGACAAGAGAUACGAAUGUGAAGAAUGUGGGAAAACAUUUAUCCGGCAUGACCAUCUGACAAAACACAAGAAAAUACACUCAGGUGAAAAAGCACAUCAGUGUGAAGAAUGUGGAAAAUGUUUCGGCCGUAGAGAUCACCUUACUGUUCAUUAUAAAAGUGUUCAUCUAGGAGAAAAGGUUUGGCAGAAGUAUAAAGCAACGUUUCACCAAUGUGAAGUCUGUAAGAAGGUUUUUAAAGGAAAAUCAAGUUUGGAAAUGCAUUUUAGGACACAUUCAGGUGAGAAACCAUACAAAUGUCAAAUCUGUAAUCAGUCUUUUAGAAUUAAGAAGACAUUAACAAAGCACAUGGUGAUUCAUUCAGAUGCUCGUCCGUUUAAUUGCCAACACUGCAAUGCAACGUUUAAACGAAAAGACAAGCUGAAAUACCAUAUUGAUCACGUUCACGGAACAAAGGCUGCAGAGGAGGCACUGACAUCUUCUUCGGAGGAAAAACUAGUGUCCUUACCAGUACCAUACACUUCCGAUGACAAAGUUUAUCAAACUGAGGCUAAGCAGUACGUGGAACAGUCCAAAGCAUAUCAGUCGGAAGCCAAGACUUUGUUACAGAAUGUAUCUACAGAAGUGUGUGUGCCGGUGACUCUGGUACCGGUUCAGAUGCCUGAUCCUCAAGCUGAUCUAGUACAGCAUACUACUCAGUCACAUGGUAUUCUUCCUCCACAGCAUGAGCAGGCGGAUUAUCAACGUGCGACAGAUCUGUCGUUUCUAGAGAAAUAUACUCUUACUCCACAGCCUGCGAAUAUUGUUCAUCCUGUAAGACCUGAGCAAAUGUUGGAUCCUAGAGACCAGUCAUAUCUUGGAACUUUACUGGGGCUGGAUACGGCUCCUACUGUACAGAACAUUUCAAACAAUGAACAUUCGUGAUCAGAGCAUAACAUUCCACCUAAUGUACAAAGCCAUUAGCCAACAGGAGGCUGAUAUGGCAAUUGAGAUUUAUAUUUUAUAUUUUAUUUGGACUCGUGAGUCUUCUGCAUAGUUUUUGGAAAAACAGGUUUGUUUACAUGAUAUUUGAACAUUUAGGCACACUGAUGUACACAGAGUGUUUCUUGUGAUUUUAAGAGUUUAUAAAAUAUUAUAGAUGGUCUUUUAAAAGAUUAUGCUCUGAAAUAUCUUUUAAGGGUAGUUGCCGAGAUAAUGUAAUUAUGUAUCUGCCUAUUAAUUUAAUAUUUUUUUUUUGCCUUUCAGCAUCUCACUGAGUUACAGUUAUAAGUGUAAUAGAAAGCAUACUGGAAGAAAAAGGACUGUAUCGAAUUCAUUAGGAAUGGUAAGCAUAGGCAGUAAUACAAAACACAAACUUCAAAUUAUGUUUCACGUGUAAAUUAAAAUAGAAUCCUCAGGCAUCUUUGGAGAGGUUUUAGAUUUCUAAAGACUCUGGAGCCAGGGUGAUGGAGGGAGCUAGAUGAUACUCAAAAGGGAUUUAGAUAUUUCAUGAACGUAAAACAGGGAACUGUAAAGAACACCAGAAGUAUAAUUAGGCUACCUGCAUUUGAUCUGUUACUUUUUCCUUGAUCUUAAUAUUGACAUAAGUGUGGAGCUUUAGACAGUUCUGUUGUCUAAUUUUUCAGUCAUGCUUGUUUUCUAAAGUGUGCCCCACACUCUUAAAUUUGAAAUCAAUGUCAUGUAGCCUAUAGAGCGUCAUAAAGAACUGGUGUGAUUUAACCUUGUUAGAGCAUCAGUUGUACCAGGACCCCCCUUAGCAUGUUCAUUUUUCAGUUACCUGUGAUGAAGAAAUUUGAAGGCAGGUAUUUGCAGGACAGCACUCAACUGUUUUUGUUAGAAAAGAAAUGAUCGCUGUCUUGUGCUGUUUAUAAAGCAGAGUCAAGCUCUAGAGAGUAUUCCAUGUCUUCGGUUAUUUUUAGCUUUUUCUUUAGUGGAAGUAAGGUUAAAAAAAAAAAAACACAACUAUUUUGGACUAUAAAGUCUAGCGUGAUUUACCAUGAAAUCUAGUAUAAUUUAAGGACUUUAAGCUUUCUAUUUGAAGCCUAAUUUAAGUUUUUCUUCUUUGUUUGUACUGUGAAAAUUAUGCCAAAGAAGAUAUCCGAUAUCAUUUUAUAACCUUUGUUAUUGCUCACAAGAAUCACAGCCUAAGGCAAAAUUUUCCCCAGUCUCCCCAGUAAUCUGCUAUUAUUAAAUUAUUAUAUUAAAGUAUCUGUAAGGUGGGAAGCUGGAUCUAUAUGUAUUAUUGUAACAGUUGGAUUUUUCCAGUGACCUGAACACAACCAAUCUGUGUUGAGAAGCUCUUUUAUCAUCCCUGUUCUGUAAACUGUAAACACUGAACCUUUCAAAUCCCAUUUAAAUACUUUGGUGUGAGAUCUUGGUUUUUUUUUUUAGUUCCCACUGACUUCAGUGUUGAGCAGUUUGCAGGAGAGGGGCCAGAGCUGCCUGAAUGUUCAUACUUUGAAGCUUGUGCCCUAUUGGAUUCUUAACACACCAAAGAUUUCUGUUAGCUGUUAAGUAGUGGCAGAGUUGUAGUAUUUUAAGUGUUACUGAUAUUUAAAUAGGACUUAGCCAAAGAAGCACAAUAAAAGUCCUAAAUUUUAAAGAGUUCAGUUUUUGAAACAGGACUACAUAUGUUUAACUGUUCUAUGUUUGUAUCUCUAAAGUAAAAUUUAGAGCUGAGCUCUGGGAAUGUUCAGACUGACAUGCUGUAAAUAUAUCUGGUAAGAAGCUGAAUACAAGCAAAUAUACAGCAAUAAUGAGGCCUUUGAAUGCCGCCUUCUGAAAGGACACUAUCAAGUACUAACCUUCCUGCUUUCUAACUCCACCUUUAUCUUCUUUUAUAAACAAACCAUUUGUCGUCUUCACACUCCAUGACUUGGAAACUGCUGUUUUAUCUGUAGUUUUCAAGUUUAUAUGUACAUGUCAUGUUACCAUGUGAUGUGAAUCGUGAGUUCCAUCAUUUGUAACUGUACGAUUAAAAGUAAGCUGACAUCA